AUCAUACUGGCCAUGUAACCGGGGACUCCCAAGACGGAUAAUAUUCCAGUGGCGCAGGAAGCUCAUUAGUAACGGAAGUGGGCGAUUUUCACGAGAGCUUACAUACUUCAGAUUUGUAACCUUUGGAACAAAACGCUCAAUGCUACUUAUAAACCUAACUUCAUGUUCAAAAUCUUCUUACUCUGAAUGUAAACAAACCAUUCGGUGCUAUUUUUGGAUUAAAAGUUUUACUGUGUACAAAUGCAAAAUAUUUCCAUGCAUCUUCAUUUGUUACCUAUUCUACGAUCGUUUACAUAAUGACUUUGUCAUCGAAAAGACAACAGAUUCAGUAAAGAGAUCCUUCAAGAGAAUAGUUUUCACCGAUAUCAAGAUGCACGUGAGCUGUUGGUUGUGUCUUUUGACGGUUCUGGUGGGAGAAAAAGCAUGUGCAGAUAUACUUGCCCAGAUGUCCACGUGUAAAAUCUCAUCAGAACUCCGAGACCGUUGGGUCCUAUCCGACAGUUCCCGGAACAAGCUUCGGAUUCGAAGAAGAAGUGUGGUAUUUAAGGAGCCUGGCCGUGUGCUACGGUACAAAUGUCUCGAAUCCAAGGGAAACAACACGUAUCUUCUCAGAUCACGUAAUAUCGAAUACCGAAAAGAUGGCGUCGUCUGCCUCGGGUUCUCCCCACUGAAUCGUCCGUCAGCAGCCGAGUUCAAAGUUGUCAGACUUAUAACUGCUUCAACCUUCGGCCAUGAAUUGAUGGGGCCUAAAUUGGUUAACUCUGGAUCAAACUUGACCAUCGACAACACCUGUACAGGAGUCAACCAGCAUAUCCGUUUUUUCAUCCACAGAACAGUCCCCGGAUGUAGAUUUGCCAAGGGUUUGCGUCGGACUUGGUUGACAUCAUUGAGGUUUGGCUGGAAUAUGACCUUCACCAAAUCCGACUUCAUAAUGACGUUGUCCAACGGAAGUAGUAUAAAUUUCCGGUGUGAAAAAAGGGACAAAAAUUUCUACCUCGUCAGGUCGAUGUCACUCCUGCCCGGGGGUCAGGACGGAGUACUGUGUGUAGAUAUAUCACCCCUCCCUGACGACCCCUUCUAUAACUACCAAAUCUCAAGACUGAACGAAGGCGAUGGCCAAACACUGGAAACGUUUCUAAAAUUUGUUCCACGUGGCAAGGUUAUAUAUCCAUAUAUGGAUUGUGAGUGGGUGGAAAGUCCCGCGCGACCUGUGUUUAUUUACCCGCCUUAGUCAUUGGUCAGACAUCGAGAAAGAACAAAACCAGUGGUCAUAUGAUUUUACCACGAAUCAAGAAACAAGGCUUUCGCAGCAAAUCGUCAAUGCUUGUCACUAUAUAAAUGCCUUAAACAACAAGUGUUGUGACUUGGACAAUGGACUGUUCAGGGGUUAUCUUAAUUAAACAGGGCUUCCUCAUCUUCCUUAUGACAAAGAGAUUUCCUUGCUCUGGUCAUGCAACGCAAAGAAUUUUUUUGGGAAGUUAUACGCCAAAAUAAUUCAAUCAUUUGACAUAUCAUAUUAUGAAUAUCACUGAAAAGCCAAACCUGACUAAAAUAUACAACUUAUGUUUUAUAAUCGGAUUCCUUCAUUACUAGAUACCGUUCAUCUGUUUAUAAGAACAUCAAUUUAAGGUCAAGGUUCAUGAAGACGCUUCAUAUCGAAGAAAUUAUAUAUGAUUAUACAUUGUAUUAAGAAACAAAGUAUUGUAGUUUUUAGAGAAUAUGUUUAAAAACUACUAGGAAUGUUGUAGUUAUAGUAGGUGAUGAAAUUACAUGGACAAUGUUAGCAAGCUUUUAAGGUCACAACUGCGUUAAAACGAUAGUUGUGAUUUCAAUUUUAAUACACAGCUAUUGUUAAGUAACACUUUAAUUGGCUUUGUAAGGAAUUCAUCAAUAUAUCGAGUGCGCUAUUUAAAGGAAUGGUAAAGAAAUCUGUGUUGCGUUUUGCUUUGAUUAAUCGUCACUGUAAGUUAUUUAAUACGCUGACAGAAAACUAGGAAGUAAGGAAAACGAGAGGCACUGUAUCGAGGUUUUCCUGUUAAACAGUUCUAAUCAUCCAUGCAUCAGCUAAAUAAAUAUACAUCUCUAUAAUGACAAGAGAACAUCGUCUGUAUGCCAAUUCAUUUAUUUUCAGAACAAUUGAUAUCGAAAAUGAUGUAAACAAUGCAGCACUAUAUAACUACACAUUAUAUUGAUCAGGCGUGUGUAAAUAUUGAUUGAUUCAGGUAUAACAAUGUAAAUAAUUCUAAAAAUAUAUGCAUGUAAGUAGCUCAUAUAAGAACACUUUGUAUACAAUAAGUGACUACAUUUAACAAUGUUCAAAUAAUUAUAGAAAUUCUAUGUUACAGUAUGUUAUUGGAUUAUAGAUAAUGUAAACGAUCAAAUAAAUGUACAAAAGUUC
This is a messenger RNA of Pecten maximus, 2398 nucleotides long. RefSeq lists its product as uncharacterized. The coding region runs from base 140 to 1231 and encodes 363 amino acids. NCBI's taxonomy places the organism in Eukaryota, Metazoa, Mollusca, Bivalvia, Pectinida, Pectinidae. The record is from RefSeq and is a predicted model, not a curated record. The transcript has 8 exons.